Parnassius apollo (apollo) is the source of this 1002-nucleotide messenger RNA. NCBI's taxonomy places the organism in Eukaryota, Metazoa, Arthropoda, Insecta, Lepidoptera, Papilionidae. The record is from the annotation of a GenBank genome assembly.
AUGCUAGAAAAUAGGUGCAACAAAAUAAGGUGCACAAUGGAAGUAACCGACUGCCAUGUUUCUGAAACUGAUAGUGAAUUCGCCUUUGAGACUGACCAUUUGGCACUAAGAGGAAAUGAAGAUUAUUGCAAACUAUUGAAGUACAUUGUUAGAUUAGAGGCAAUUAAAAUGAUGGCUUUAAAAGAUAUUGAGAAUUUAUCUGAAGCACAAAAGAAAGCGAUGGAAGACCCAUUGCAGUUUGUGCAAGACUUAAAAGAUGAUAAAGUUAAAUUUCCUCCAAGACAUAAAGUUCCUGACUUACCUAAAAUUGACUGGAAUAAAUACGGUAUAGAUAUAUCAUUGGAUUGUGAGGAUUCAACUCUUGUUAAAGAAGAUAAUGAUGCCACCACAAAAGUAAGAGGUAGAAAGUUCACUGAUAAUAAACCUGAGACAUUUAAUCAACUUUGGUCAUGUGAGGAGCAAAAACGACUUGAAGAGUUACUAGAAAUAUAUCCAGAGGAGCCGAUUGAGGCAAGGAGAUAUAAGAAAAUAGCACAAGCUUUAGGAACUAGAACACCUUUACAGGUUAUGAGUAGAAUACAGAAGUACUUUGCAAAAUUAGCUAAAGCUGGCUUACCCAUACCUGGUAGAGCACCAAAGAGGAUAAUGAAGGAUAAAAAUCAGUCCAUUUUCUAUAAAAAGUCAACAUUUUUCCCUCAGCUUCAUGUGCCUGUGAAAAUGGAAGACCCAAUGGAUAGUACUGAGGUGUAUGAUGGGGCUUCUACAGUGGAUACAAAAAGUGGUACCAAGUAUAUGUUAGAGUUAUUAAAAGCUGCAAAGGAGCAGCGAGUACUAGAUGAAACUUCACCCGUAUAUCAAACUAAUACUAUGUGUGUUGGAUGUCAAAAAACAGGAUUUUUGGGUGCAAGGUGGACAGAUAAUGCUGGUACCGAUUAUUGCACGGAUUGCAUUGUGAAGCUUUUGCCGGCAGAAAAACUAAUACCUGUUAGAAUGGUUUUGUAA